Messenger RNA from Talaromyces proteolyticus, 510 nucleotides. Its product is annotated as putative mitochondrial import receptor subunit. Gene Ontology annotation, cellular component: mitochondrial outer membrane translocase complex; mitochondrial outer membrane. The transcript has 3 exons. Bases 1 to 510 code for a protein of 169 amino acids. NCBI's taxonomy places the organism in Eukaryota, Fungi, Ascomycota, Eurotiomycetes, Eurotiales, Trichocomaceae. Gene Ontology annotation, biological process: protein import into mitochondrial matrix; protein targeting; tRNA import into mitochondrion. Gene Ontology annotation, molecular function: transmembrane protein transporter activity. The record is from RefSeq and is a predicted model, not a curated record.
AUGAAGACAUCAACGUUGGUAGCUGUGUCAACAGGCACGGUAUUGACCGGCUUUCUGGCAUAUGCGGUUUGGUUCGAUUACAAAAGGCAAUCUGACCCCGAAUUCCGAAAGUCCCUGAAAAGAAAUAACCGACGGAUGGCCCGCGUCGAAAAGGAGGAAGCAGAGGCACAGGGCGCUGCUCAACGGGAAGAGAUCAAGAAGGCCGUCUCUCGAGCCAAGGAUGAAGGUUUCCCUACCGACCUAGAGGAGAAGGAAACGUACUUUAUGAGCCAGGUAGCCAAAGGAGAGGGCCUCUGUGCUGACGGCUCGGAUAAUGUCGAAGCUGCCCUCGCUUUUUACAAGGCUCUUAAAGUCUACCCCCAGCCGAAGGAUUUGAUCUCGAUAUACGACAAGACCGUGCCCAAGGAAGUGCUAGAGAUACUUGCUGAGAUGGUUGCCAUGGACAGUGGACUGAAGUUGGGUUCUUUCACCGGCGAAACUGGUAGCUCUGAUGGCCACGGCGUCGAGUAA